This is a messenger RNA of Equus quagga, 495 nucleotides long. Its product is annotated as sperm acrosome-associated protein 5-like. Gene Ontology annotation, biological process: fusion of sperm to egg plasma membrane involved in single fertilization. The record is from RefSeq and is a predicted model, not a curated record. Gene Ontology annotation, molecular function: lysozyme activity. Gene Ontology annotation, cellular component: sperm flagellum; acrosomal vesicle. Lineage: Eukaryota; Metazoa; Chordata; Mammalia; Perissodactyla; Equidae. The coding region runs from base 1 to 495 and encodes 164 amino acids. The transcript is spliced from 4 exons.
AUGCAAGCCUGGGGCAUGGCGGUGGUGACCCUGGCCAUGUUGAUGGUUGCCGCUGUGGAUGCCAAGAUCUAUGAACGCUGCGACCUGGCAAUGAAGCUGGAGAAGGCGGGCCUCAACGGCUUCAGGGGCUACAGCAUUGGAGACUGGCUGUGCAUGGCACACUAUGAGAGUGGCUUUGAUACCUCCUUCGUGGACCACAAUCCUGAUGGCAGCAGUGAAUAUGGCAUUUUCCAGCUGAACUCUGCCUGGUGGUGUGACAAUGGUGUUACACCCACCCAGAACCUCUGUCACAUGGAGUGUCAUGACUUGCUCAACCGCCAUAUUCUGGAUGAUGUCUUGUGUGCCAAGCAGGUGGUAUCCUCACAGAAUGGUAUGAAUGCCUGGGAUUCUUGGACCCGUCACUGUGCUGGCCACGAUUUAUCUGAAUGGCUCAAGGGGUGUAAUCUGUAUGUAAAACCUAAUGCAAAGAAAGUUAAUUCAGGUUCCCAGAGAUAG